CCGAAACAGCCGUUAGACAAACGAACCUGUUUAAUGAUGGCUGCUUUCUUAUAGUUUCCUCGUGUUUGUGACGGCCCUUCUGCUAGCGGCCCGAGUCAUCCCUGAGGCGGGAGUCACUAACUUACGGAUGAAAGUUGGCAAAUCUCUUCGACCCAGCAGUGCUUUUCCAUUUUAUCAUCCGAUUCAGAUUCUUUGUUGUGAAAGGGAAACUUUUUUCGGCUGACCAUAUCCGUGACAUACAUUCUGCUGGGGUUACUGGCGUUCUGCAGGAGUCGCCGUCGCCAGAGAGGGCGCAGUCUACUCCUAAGCCUCCUGGGAAAGGUAACUUUCGGUUUUCCCUCUUAUUUUGUGCAUCUUGCUGUCUGUCUAUCUUCAGUUGCCUGCCUACAGCCACACCGUGGGACUCGUGGCACUCUAAGGAAAAGUUUUUCUCUGUUCGCACCGAGGAAAAUGGAGAGCGCGGGAUCGCCAGCUGCAAGGUCCACCGGAUCUCGACGACCUGCCUUUCAAGCUCCGUGUCCUUCCGGCGUCCCCCCGCCGCAAAUAUUUUUACCUGCGGGAAGCAUCUGCGCAAGAAACGACCCAAAUGGGGAUGGCGCGAGUUCUUCACCACAUCAGUCGUCUUCCGGCACCAGCUCAGUGGCUGCGAGUUCCUCAGUCUCUUCGUCUUCGCCCUCCUCGUCAAGCUGUCACUCUUCUCUGUCUUCUUCCAACUCUCCCUCUGCCUCGUCUCACUCGUCUCCCCAGUCGAGUUUGUCGCCGACUUCUCCGAAUGCAACCUUCACUCUGGCGCCCUCCGCUUCGCUCCCAAGCGGGUCGUCUCCCUUCGCAAAAAUGGUUCAACCAGACUCCGCCCCCAACACGAAUGCGAGCCCCUUGAGUCCACUUCAUUCGCCUGGGCCUCGGCACUUGGACAGCCACAUGCGCACCUCUGUCGAAACUGGGGCGCACCCGUUGCCGACGAAGGCUUCUUCGACUUCACUCGCUGCCGUUUCCGCGUUCUCGUCGGGACCGCAGUCAACCCAGGGGGACGCGGACAGCUUUGGUGUAGAUCCAGACAAUGCCGAGACUUUCGGGGUCUCCGGCACCCAGCCAAAAAGCGAACACGUGCCGCAGGCGCGCGCCUCCACCGGCGAAGGGAGGGCAAAAUCUGUGGCGGACAGCAGCGCAUGCAGCGCUUCAGAAGACGCCGGGAACGACCGAGGUAGCUGUGCCGCGAGGCGGAACAAGAGAGCGCCAGAGAACCCUCCAGCUUCAGCGCCGGCCGCUAAAUCUUUUAUCUCAGAAAAUGGGUCACGGCUGUCCUCGGGAGGGGAACUUUUGGGUCAGGGUCCUGGUUCCGGCUCUGGGUCUCCCGACAUCGAUGCAGAUCUCACAAUCGCUUCAGAGCGUCUGGAUGGAGGCCGAACGCGCCUGUGCGACUCACUGGCCGCCGAGCUCGCGCAACAGUUGGAAAUGGUUGUUGAAGACACACCGGGACUUUUGGCAACUGUGAGUCAAAACGGCAAGCACAGCAGGGACAGUCUGCCCCUUGAACUUGAAAUUGAAGGGCGUCUAGGUGUUCUCGUCGACCUUGAUACAGGUUCCCGCCUUCGCCUGCCGUUGUCGUCUCUCACACUCCUCAGUUCGAGCUUUUGCGCUGGAGCCGCCGGACCCGGUGGGGGUCCCCCUGCCUCUGCGGGUCUCCGCUUUGAGGCCGGUGUAAAUCAGAAUCAAUUCGCGUCUCUUCAUGAGUUCAUUACGGCGACGGUUGUUGGACAACCCACUUCGGGACCGAUUCCGUCGGGAGGUGUACAUACACCAGGAGGACCUGGUGUCCCAGGACACCUCGUCGACGGCCAGAAACGGGGGUGCGAUCAGCGACUGCCUUCGCCCUUGGGAGGUGCAGUGCCGUUCGUGAGUGGAGCGACCGAGGCUGAAGAAGAAGGAGAUCUGUUUAGCGACUGGGAGUCACUGAUUGAUGAAUCAAGUGACAAUGAGGACGAAUACAACGAAACCAAGCCAUCGCGUGCCCUCAAGACGCGGCGCAGGAAAGGGCGCCGUGGGCAGCCUGAAUGGUGUCCCCACUCUGUCGCAGCGGAGCCACAUGAGACAGCUUCGUGGAAGCCUUUACCAGUCGAAACUACCGAGGAAGAGUACCAUAAUCUGUCAUGCCUGACAGACACGGCAAUUCGUGUGUCCUAUCCGCAUCCGAAGCCAACUACGGGGAACCUUCUUCCCACCGCUGCAGUGUGGAAAAGCAAUCAGAUGACGUGGAACCUUUAUGCCGGCCAGGACAGUGAACAGGAAUGGGCUGAUGACGCUCGAGCAGCGGGAACAGAUGACGGCGUGGCUUGGGGCGAAGGAGAGCAUCGCCGCUGUCGAGUCGACUGUCGGCUGGCCAUCAAUCUCGAGCACCACGCCUCCCUGAGAGACGUCGCCCGUGACUUGGAGCGGAAAGCCAAGAUUGGAAGCCGCCACAUGGGUCAGACCCAGCAAGGCCCUAUUAUGCGGAGAAUCAAGAAACGACAGAGUUUCGUACACCCCUGUGGAGUGCGCAUAGAUCUCACGGAAGUCUGCAUCGACAUGGGAGGAGGUGGAAGGGGAUCCGGAGGAAAAGGGAGACAACGCGUUUCUUACGAAGUCGAAACUGAGCUGAAUGCCACACUCGUCCUUCAGGCAAUUCAGUACAAGCAGGCGACUGGUGACAACUUGCCGCUGCUUUCUCUCUGCGUGUCUUUUCUGACCGUUCUGGAGGACCUGUCUGUCCACCUCAACGCAGUGCUGAUGGCUUCCUCGUCCACGUCGGGAAUCCUCCCCCACUCCGCAGCUUCCGGUUUCUCAGGAGCAGCCGUGUUAGCAGAUGGCCUCGACAGUAGUGAACCACGUUUCGCAGACUUGUCUCGCUGUUUCCCUCCGUCUCCUUCGGUUGCGUUGUUCAAAAGAUACCUGUCGCCGUGUUUGCCACUUGUAGGGGACUACGGAUUCCGAGCCGUUGCCCCCGCGCUUGCGCGGAAGGGCGAAGAAGAGCUGGAGGACUACCUUUCCAAAAUAAAUGUCGAUGAGCAGUCUCUCUACACAAAUGACACAGUGACAAUCGUCGGUCCGUGGGUGCCCUGUCUGAACGAGGAAGGCCGCUUGGAAUUUGCUGUUCCGGUGGCUAGGCCGAAUGUCAGCGUGGAUGAUCACAGCGACAAGAUGGCGAGUUUGGUGGUGUCUGGAAGCUUUGCCUGAGGCUCUCGAUGAGUUCCACCGAAUGAACACAACACUCGACAGCAUCGGCAGCAUCGCCUCGUUGUCGCGGCUUAGCCACUAAUCCGCAUAUGUCAGCGGCGUGUCCGGCAGUCCACCAGUGCACCUUCUGGAGGUUUGUUUUAUAUGCGUGCUCGGGUCGCCCAAUGUCUACUCACAAACGUUACUGGAAAAAACGAUGGCUCCGCGUCUUCAGGCGAAAUGCGGCUCUGAGCCAGUGCACUUCUCAGCUUGCGAGAAUGUGACGCACAGUCAAACGAAACACUCAGCGUUCUGCUCUGUUACGGACAGUCAAGGUCAGUUCGUGAACCAGAUUUGGAGGGUGGUGUGCCAGAUGGCGGCGCAUGUGUGUGGAACUCGAUGGCGAACGGCCGCGUAUUUUUAAGCCUGUGUGCCUAACAUGACGGUGAACUGGCAAAGUAGCUUUCGUUUCAAAAUCCUGUUUUCAGCAAUGAGAACUAUAAUUGCAAGCCAUAAUCACCAUUGUCGUUGCUUCUGUAACAACAGUCUUUUUUAUGGAUCAUCCGCUCGUCUGUUACCUCAAGCCAAACCGUCGAGGGCCGUGCGUUCACUUUGGAUCGAUGAGCGACUAUACUGAGGUGCAGCCGUCCGCAUAAACAUCCGAGUGAGUAGUCAGGUUAAUUACCGCUAUCCACAGAAGAAUCUGAGUUUGUCCGGAGAAAAACACAAGCGAAUAGCAGCCACCUUGGAUACAGCUCUCUAAAGAAGGCAGACACUCGGGCACUUGUCCACAGAGUCCCCCUCGAAACAGAUCGGGCGUCCACACCGCAUGUGAUGGCUCGAAUUUCACAAAUGAGCGGCUUGAUGAAUAUGCUCGUUGCCAAGUAAACUGAAAUGAAACGAGAUUUAGAAAACGCUCUCUUUUCCGGCGCCACACCUCAGCCAUCAUUACCGAUGGAGACGGGAUGCGACACAGUGCCCAGAUGAUACGCGAUGCAGAAGAAAUAAAGUUCAACAAUCUUCGGCCAGCCCAUAAUGGAUAAGCGUCUGUUAAAGCACAUGUAGACCACACAGAUGCAGCGAAUGUACGAGUGAAAAACUAAAAACUGCAUGACUCUAGGUUGAGAUUCGAGCAGCGGGUGGGACUCGGUGUCGUCUGAUGACGGACGUGUAAUGUCCGCUUCUUCUCUUUUUUGACACAGAACUGCGAAAGCGUACGCGGCCAUUCACGUAGACGGUGUUUGAAAUAGCCAUUUCACUUUCUCGCAGCCUCCCUCUGUUGCUCCCGGAUAGUUAAGGGAGACGCGUCUCUCAUCCUUUGCAUCCG
This is a messenger RNA of Toxoplasma gondii ME49, 4519 nucleotides long. RefSeq names its product mRNA capping enzyme, beta chain protein. Gene Ontology annotation, molecular function: polynucleotide 5'-phosphatase activity. Lineage: Eukaryota; Apicomplexa; Conoidasida; Eucoccidiorida; Sarcocystidae. The record is from RefSeq and is a predicted model, not a curated record. The coding region runs from base 451 to 3213 and encodes 920 amino acids. The transcript has 3 exons.